GUUCCAGAGAUACAAUGACAGAAAUGAAAUAAUUUCUGUGCUCAAUGAACUUAGAUUCUUCUACGACACAUAAUGUGGAUAAAUACAAAGCAUGUAUAAUACUUUGAAAGAGUGAGAAAAAUGCCAAUAACUGGGGGAGGAGGGAAGGAGAGAAAGAUCUUUUGUUUGAAUUGUGCUUUGCAGGAAGCUGGGGAUGGUACAAGGUCGAGAUGAGAAGAGAGUACAAAUAUGGAGACCAUUUCUGCAAAGGCCCAGAGAGGAGAUGUUGAUCAUCUUCACAAAUUAGAGUCUCCAUGGCCCGGACGUUAUCUAAAAAUCAUUUUGAGUGAAAGAUCCAUUGUGUAACACAAUCUUAGCUUCAAGAUGGUGGGAAAACUAAAGCAGAAUUUGUUAUUGGCGUGUCUGGUGAUCAGCUCGGUGACUGUGUUUUACCUGGGGCAGCACGCCAUGGAGUGCCAUCACCGAAUAGAGGAGCGCAGCCAGCCCGUCAGAGUGGAGAGCGUCAGGGCUACCUCCAGAAGUGGCCUUCAGGCCAACAAGACCGUCACCUACCACAAGGACAUGCCCUUAAUCUUUAUCGGGGGUGUGCCUCGGAGCGGAACCACCCUCAUGCGGGCCAUGCUGGAUGCCCACCCUGAUAUCCGCUGUGGAGAGGAGACCAGGGUCAUCCCCCGAAUCCUGGCCCUCAAGCAGAUGUGGUCCCGGUCCAGCAAAGAGAAGAUCCGGCUGGAUGAGGCCGGCGUCACGGAUGAGGUGUUGGACUCGGCCAUGCAGGCCUUCUUACUAGAGAUCAUUGUGAAGCACGGGGAGCCGGCCCCUUAUCUGUGCAACAAAGACCCCUUUGCCCUCAAGUCAUUAACUUACCUGGCCAGGCUAUUCCCCAACGCCAAAUUUCUUCUCAUGGUUCGAGAUGGGCGUGCCUCAGUACAUUCCAUGAUUUCCCGAAAAGUCACCAUCGCCGGCUUUGACCUUAAUAGCUACCGGGACUGUUUAACCAAGUGGAACCGGGCCAUAGAGACCAUGUAUAACCAGUGUAUGGAAGUCGGCUACAAACGAUGCAUGUUAGUCCACUAUGAACAGCUGGUCCUGCAUCCGGAGCGCUGGAUGAGAACGCUCUUAAAGUUCCUCCACAUCCCGUGGAACUACUCAGUCCUGCACCAUGAGGAGAUGAUCGGGAAGGCGGGGGGCGUGUCCCUGUCUAAGGUAGAGAGAUCGACAGACCAAGUCAUCAAACCAGUCAAUGUGGCAGCAUUAUCAAAAUGGGUUGGAAAGAUACCCCCUGAUGUCUUACAGGACAUGGCGGUGAUUGCUCCCAUGCUUGCCAAGCUCGGCUAUGACCCACACGCCAAUCCACCUAGUUAUGGAAAACCUGACCCCAAAAUUCUUGAAAACACAAGAAGGGUCUACAAAGGAGAAUUUCAGCUCCCCGAUUUCCUCAAAGACAAACCACAGGAAGGAAUUCUGCCUUUUCAAGGGAUGGGCGAUCUCUAGGAAUGGCCGUCCGUCCGUCCGUCCAUCCGUCCAGGGGCUGGGACGUUGGCACCUGCGUCUUCAGCCUCUCUUUCUCGUCCGUCCCCUUCCUCUGUGUGGUUCCAUCCAGCACACGUCAGCUGUCACAAGUGAAUUAUUUCCCUGCCGGGACGCUCACGUACCUCAGUGGUAACAGAGUAAGGUAUUGCAUGGACCUAGUAGGGGUGAAAGGUCAGGAAGGGGAAAGAUGCGCCCCUCCCCAGGCCAGAUCUCUGCUGCAGCUGCUCGGAUCCACGACUUUCCUUAAUCUGAUUCCAAGACUUUGAUUUGUAAAAUGGAGGAAGGAUCUGGGUGGGGGGAGCUUUUGGAAUGGGUAGUCUGUGCUCGUCCCAAAUGUUUCGUAGAACAGUUGUUCCUGUUGAAAUCUUAUUAAUGUGGAUGGUGUUAAAUAGCUUAAUUAUUUAAAGAAUUAUGUGUUAUUUCUGAGAGGGUGGGGAAUCAUGUACAUUUACAAUCUAAUGACUUUUGUAUUUUAUUUUUCAAAAUAAAAGCUUUAAAUGUGAGACUUUC
Molecule: messenger RNA, 2040 nt
Organism: Sarcophilus harrisii (Tasmanian devil)
Lineage: Eukaryota; Metazoa; Chordata; Mammalia; Dasyuromorphia; Dasyuridae
Gene: TPST1
Product: tyrosylprotein sulfotransferase 1
Exons: 5
Coding region: 364-1491 (375 amino acids)
Biological process (GO): peptidyl-tyrosine sulfation
Cellular component (GO): Golgi apparatus
Molecular function (GO): protein-tyrosine sulfotransferase activity
Source: RefSeq, a predicted model, not a curated record